Molecule: messenger RNA, 699 nt
Organism: Cordyceps fumosorosea ARSEF 2679
Lineage: Eukaryota; Fungi; Ascomycota; Sordariomycetes; Hypocreales; Cordycipitaceae
Product: citrinin biosynthesis oxydoreductase CtnB
Exons: 1
Coding region: 1-699 (232 amino acids)
Biological process (GO): secondary metabolite biosynthetic process
Cellular component (GO): nucleus; cytoplasm
Source: RefSeq, a predicted model, not a curated record
AUGUCGAAACCCGUCAUCAUCUGCCUCCAUGGCCGCGGCGCCAAUGCCGAAAUCUUCGAAAUCCAGAGCAUGCCAUUCAUCCGCCUACUCGAGCCCCGAUUCGAGUGCAUAUUCGUCGACGCGCCCAACGAAUGCGAGGCCGGACCGAACAUACUGCCAAUCUUCGAGGACGAAGCUCCGUUCUACUCCUGGCUCGGUUCCGGUUCUUCGUCCACAUCAGCCUCCAACUUGGAAGCAAUCGAAGAAACCAUUUACCUCCUGAACGAAUUGGAGGAAUCUACACCAAACAUCGCCGGCAUCAUAGGCUUCUCGCAAGGCGCGGCGGUGGGUCUUGGCCUGCUCCUCCGCGAUCAGCGCCGUCGCAGCAUAGGUCUCCCGUACGUCGGCUACAAGUUUGGCGUCUUCGCCGGCGAGGUGCGCCUCCCGGUGCUGUUCGAGCAGGACUACCCGAACUCCGGCACAAGCACCCCUUCGUUCGAUUCCGAUCAUAGCCGGCCGGCUCUCGGCUUAAGCACACCCACCAUCCACGCAACAGGGCGGAUGGAUGCUCUGGCAGCCAAGGGCACGACGCUCUCCAAGUCGGACAUUGGGAGGCGGGCGACGGUCUUUACGUACGACGGCGGCCACGAGAUGCCGCAGAAGCCCAAUGAUGCGCAAUACGUGGCGCAAUGGGUGCACUCUCAAUAUACCAAAUGCUAA